Messenger RNA from Girardinichthys multiradiatus, 1390 nucleotides. RefSeq names its product autoimmune regulator-like. Gene Ontology annotation, cellular component: nucleus; cytoplasm. NCBI's taxonomy places the organism in Eukaryota, Metazoa, Chordata, Actinopteri, Cyprinodontiformes, Goodeidae. Gene Ontology annotation, biological process: regulation of transcription by RNA polymerase II; humoral immune response. The coding region runs from base 346 to 1209 and encodes 287 amino acids. The transcript is spliced from 7 exons. The record is from RefSeq and is a predicted model, not a curated record. Gene Ontology annotation, molecular function: translation regulator activity; DNA-binding transcription factor activity, RNA polymerase II-specific; DNA binding.
UAUAGUGUGACUUCCAAAAUCAGUCAUCUUUCCUUUUAUGCUCAGUCUGUAUGGAAGUACAUCAACAGUGCAGUAGGUUCUUCUGUGAUGUGUUUGCAGCAAUGCAGGAUUUCAUAAUCAACCUGAACUACUUUCAUUUUCGAAACGUCACUGGAGGAGGAACAGAGACAGCUUUUGUGGGCUGCUCCUCCAGGAAGACUUUAGAAGUACUUCCGGCCAUCCCUGCUCUGGACAUUCAAUGUUUGACAUUCCUUAACACCAGUUGUGUUGCUGCCGUACGAGGUUGGGAGACCUUUGCAAAAAGCCCCAGAGAAGCUCGGUUUGCAGGACCUGCGCUGACCAGUGAUGGACCCGCUGGAUUUCCUGGAGCCUGCUGAGCUGCUUAGCUUUUUCCACUGUCGUAAAACUGAAAUGUCCUGCAUGGAAAACCCGCAGACCUUCCUGUGUCAGCUCAGGGAUCACAACCUGAUUCCGGAAGACAGAUACCAGAAGAUGAUCCGGAUGAAGAGUAAAAAUAAUAUGAGGAAAGCUGUUUAUGAAGUUUUAGACUGGCUUGAGAGAGAGAAGUCAGACCACAUCCCGUUGUUCUGGAGAUGUGUCUUCAAGGAGGUUAUUGUGAACCAGUAUCCCAUUCUGAAGCUGCUGCACACAAGCCUCAUGGAUGGAUCUUUCCACUUUGACUCACAACUACCCAAGAGGGUGGAAAGCGAAGAAAGCGACGAAAGGGGGAGCUCCAAGCUUUUAGACAGCGAGGAGAAGCAAGCUAGGUCCACCAAAAAGAAGAGGAAAGUCAGAAGCGGGAGCAUUUGCAGCGACAGUGACGAUGUGCAACCUGGUCCGUCAAAGAAACAGACUCUAAGUCCGAAGAAAAAACCCAAGAAAAUACUUUUCUCUUCUCCUAAGAAAAACGAGAUGAGUGAGAUUUGGACAUGGCCUCUCUAUAAGACCCAGUUGCCUGUGACCUGUGGAGAGGUGGAGGGGAUGCUCAAACGAGACAAGUUGACUAAAGGCGAGAAAUGCAUUCUGGUGGGUAAAGAGUGGUUCACUCCCUCUGAAUUUGAGAGGUUCGCAGGGAAAGAAAGCAGCAGAAACUGGAAGCAAAGCAUCCGAUGCGGAAACAGCACUUUGGGAAAACUUAUUAAGGCAGGGCACCUGAACGCAGCGGUCUACAAGAAAAGAAGCAAACCCGUAAAAGCAAAACAAAAAUAACAAAUAAAGAAAUCCUAAAUAUUUCUGAUUCACCUAUUCUUUUCUCAUCCAUAUCUAUACUUGCCUUUUCUGCAGGCCAAAAAAUCCCAGUUUUCUACCAGACAUUUAAACACAGAUGAAGAGGACAGUACGGAUGAAGAGGCUACCCUGGAGGCACAGGACUCAUCCGGAGAAGCCACAG